ACCGUGGAAAUUCAUUUGCCAGUCCGUCUGUAAAACACUCCCACUCCCCCAACUUUUUUUCUUUUGUCAGAAAUCACGGCGUAACCUCGAUUUUCUUCAAGUCGAGGAGGAAGUUGGAAGCACCAUUCCGAUUAAGGUGAGAAGCAAGUCAGGCUUCAAGAUCAAGCUUGUUAACCAAUCGCUGAAAUGGACGGUGAGGACACUGGACUUUUGAGGAAACGCAUUAAACCAAUUAUAGAAGAGAAGGAAGGGGAGGUAACGGAUGAGCCAACUUUAAAUAUGGUAGAGAAUGAAGAAACUGAGGCUGAGGCUACCGUUGUAGGUUCUGAGGAAAUGGAACUUGCUAUUGCCCAAAUUCUUGACAAGAUUGAGCGCUUCACUCAGCUGGUAUCUGAGCUGCUAGAAUCAGGGAAGACAAUGUUCAAAGAACUAGGCAAUUAUUUUGAAGAGCAACUGAUAACGAGACAUAAGGAACAAAUGGAAAAAUGGCAAGAGGAGAUCAAAGAAUUGCGCUUCCUUGAUGCUUCGAAUGAGGAGGCCAGUGCUAUCUUGCAUAAUGCUCGUUAUUUACUUCGGAACUCUCACAUUGACAUCUGAAGAACAUCUUUUCUUAAGGGACCUGUAAGUGUUCUAGAUUGAUUUCAAGUGGCUGUCAUGGAUGCAGAAUCCAGCUUCUCGUCGAUCACUCCUCCCGUUUUUUACGGUGAAAAUUAUCAGAUCUAGGCUAUGAAGUCGAAGGUUUAUCUAGAUGCACUGCACCUCUGGGAAGCAGUAGAAUAUGACUACGUGAUUCCUUUACUACCAAAUAAUUCCACAAUGGCGCAGACCAAAAUCAUAAAAAAAAAAAUAUAAAGAAGUCGAAGGCAAAGGCUUGCCUAUUUGCAGCAGUAUCAUAAACCAUUUUUACCCAAGUCACAUCGCUCAAAUCAGCAAAAGCAAUUUGGGAUUAUUUUAAAUCAGAAUAUGAAGGUGAUGAGAGAAUCAAAUGGAUGCAAGUGUUGAAUUUGAUAAGAGAUUUUGAACUACAAAA
Carica papaya (papaya) is the source of this 1030-nucleotide messenger RNA. RefSeq names its product knotted 1-binding protein. The record is from RefSeq and is a predicted model, not a curated record. NCBI's taxonomy places the organism in Eukaryota, Viridiplantae, Streptophyta, Magnoliopsida, Brassicales, Caricaceae.